AUGAAUGACUUUUCCUUCCGGUUGAUGGUCCUUCUUCAUCUCCAAAUCGGUAUACUCCUUGACGUAUGCUAUGCUGGAGUCACUAAUUUCACUGUUCCAGAAGGAAACAACGUGACCCUACAAUUAGACAAAGAGGGACAGAAACGGGACAUAACAUGGGUCACAGCUGGUGGAAACCAUUUUGCUACAACUAAACCAAAUGAAGAUAUCGUAAUACGAGACACACGAUAUACAGGAAGGCUACAUGCAUUAAAGGAUGGCUCCUUGUUCAUGAUUCAACUAAAGAUGGAAGACCAAGGCAUGUAUCGAGCAAACAUACGCCUGGUGAAUGGAAGCACCGGAGGUCACAAUUUCAAUCUCUUUGUUACUGAACCUAAUCCACCGAAUGGAGCAUCUUCAAGACACAGUUCCCAAUACAACUUAUCGUGGAUGUUCCUUGGAUGGCUAAUAGGGGGCGCUGCACAUACUGUCAUACGGUAA
This is a messenger RNA of Staurois parvus, 480 nucleotides long. NCBI's taxonomy places the organism in Eukaryota, Metazoa, Chordata, Amphibia, Anura, Ranidae. The record is from the annotation of a GenBank genome assembly.